CCUUGCAUCAGCCAAUUUCGAGACAAUCUAUUCUACGCCUUCGUCUUUGUUUAGUAACCGAGUCCACUAAACUAUCAUUUACCCCAACAUAUUCAUCAUGAUGAGAACUGGUGUUGCUGCCCUCGGCGCUCUGUCGCUGAUCAACCUUGCUUCUGCUAAGCCUUCUGGUCACCACCGUCGUCACCAGGAGCUCCACGAGAAGCGUCAGGAAGUCGUCUACGAGACUGACUACUCCUACGUUACCACCCAACUCCCCAACGUUGUCGUCUAUGUCGACGAGAACGGCGCUCCUUACUCCACCUCCACCGAGGGCCAGGCCGCCGCAACCGUCGUUGCUUCUUCCGCCGCCGUCUACACCGAGGCCGCUGCUAAGCCCGCUUACACUGAGGCCGCCUCUUCCUCCACCGAGGUCUACGUCGCCCCCACCCCCACCACUCUUGCCUCUGUCUACAAGGCUCCUUCAUCCAAGGAGUCCUCCACCACUCAGGCUCCCACUCUUUCCUCGGCUGCUGCCUACAGCUCUGCCGCCUCUUCUUCCAAGGCCCCUGCCUCUUCCUCUGCUGCAUCCAGCGGCAGUGGUCCUUCGGGCUACGGUAUCGUCUACUCUCCUUACACCGACAACGGUGGUUGCAAGUCUCAGGAUGAGGUCAACAGCGACUUUGCCAAGAUGCACUCCUACGCUCAGAGCAACGGCGACAGCUGGGACUUUGUCCGUAUCUACGGUACCGACUGCAACCAGGUUACCACCGUCCUCAGCGCUUGCGAGCAGUACGACCUGAAGAUCUUCGCUGGUGUCUACACCGUCUGGGACCCCCAGGCCUUCUCUGACGAGCUCUCGAUUCUGACCAAGGCUGCCAGUGGUUCCUGGGACAGAUUCCAGACCAUCUCCGUCGGUAACGAGAUUGUCAACAGUGGCAAGGCCGUCGCCAGCCAAGUCGAGGGUUUCGUAGCCACUGCCAAGACCGCCCUCACGGCUGCUGGUUACUCUGGUCCUAUUGUUGCUGUCGACACUCUCGUCGCCGUGGUCGCCAACCCUGAGCUUUGCCAGUACUCUGACUACGUUGCCGUCAACGCUCACCCCUUCUUCGAUGGUGGUGUCGCUGCCGAGAACUCUGGUGAGUGGCUCGUCCAGCAGAUGCAGAGAGUCUCCGAAGUCUGUGGUGGCAAGAAGACCUGGAUCACCGAGACUGGCUGGCCCACUCAGGGUGACACCAACGGUGUCGCCGUCCCCUCCGUCCAGAACCAGAAGUCUGCCAUCUCUUCCAUGAAGUCUGCUGUCACAUCUAACGUCAUCUGGUUCACUGCCUUCAACGACAUGUGGAAGUCCAACAGCGCUUCCACCUUCAACGCUGAGCAGUACUGGGGUAUGUGCAACAACUAAGACUGUACAAAAGGCUUAGAAAGAAUUUCCUACGAGUCAUGGUUAAUUUUCUUGUGGGCACGCAUUUCUGUGGAGUUCCGCACUGAAUUCUCUUUUCUUCAUCACCACGAAUCAUCCCUUCGUGUAUCUGAUUCUUUUCUUUUUGAUCAGCAGCUUCCUCCAGAUUA
This is a messenger RNA of Aureobasidium subglaciale EXF-2481, 1548 nucleotides long. RefSeq names its product glycoside hydrolase family 17 protein. Bases 98 to 1381 code for a protein of 427 amino acids. Lineage: Eukaryota; Fungi; Ascomycota; Dothideomycetes; Dothideales; Saccotheciaceae. The record is from RefSeq and is a predicted model, not a curated record. Gene Ontology annotation, cellular component: extracellular region; cell surface; fungal-type cell wall. The transcript is spliced from 3 exons. Gene Ontology annotation, biological process: cell wall organization; carbohydrate metabolic process. Gene Ontology annotation, molecular function: glucan endo-1,3-beta-D-glucosidase activity; 1,3-beta-glucanosyltransferase activity.